AUGGCUAAGCAGCUACCGUCGGAGUCUUCCUCAAAUGGAGUCAGCAGGUAUCACAACGCAUCACCAUCUGACCAGGCCAGUGCCCGUGAAUUGCAUCGGCUAGUAACGGAAGCCGCAGGCACCCGCUUAGUCAACGUGACAGUGAACUUGACGCUGAAUGACCACGAGAUGAACAGCUCUGCCACGCACGCUCCAUUGAAACUGGAAGAGGGCGUCUCCGCCGACGAGGCAGGAACGGCCAGAUUUAUCUCUGUUCCAGGCACCAACGUUAUUUCCCCAGAGUCUGCAACCGUUGCAAUUCUCGAAGGCCUUGUUGUUGCCCUGGAACGUGAAAAAGCAUUAGAUGGCGCCGGCACUCCUCCGCUCCCUCGUGCGCGGGGGACUGCUUCUCAACGGCGAGCAAGGUUUUCCACAAAGAAGAAGGAACUGCACCGAAGCUGGACCGCCGCCGCAAGCAGACUUCUCGUCGGUGUGGCGAUGGCAGUUAUCGUGACCACCUCUCUAAGAAAAUUUGCACUGUGUAUGAACGAUGACGUCGCCGAUAACGUCAUCUUUAAUGAGGCCAGCGAUGGGAACCUGCCUGACAUAUCCCCGCAUGUUUUCCACUUCGGCGAUUUCCCUAGAUUUCAACCGCGCAUUGUUCCACUCCUACCCUUAGAAGAUGGGGAAGAGAAUUCAGGAACCGCGCAGGGCUACGAAAAAGAUUUUCUGCAUGCAGAAUCAAUCGAUGACUUCAAGAAACGAGAAGCGAGAUUCCGUCAAAGAUAUUGCUCACGGUUUGCCGUUGUGAGCACCGAAACAGCUGGUUUUUCGGCUCGCGUGCCCGAGUCCAUGGUUACAGCCUCCCCUAUGCAGAAUCAUCCUGAGACAACGGGUUUUUUUGGGAUUCCAGUUACCCGCCGCAGCCUAUGGAGGAAUCUUGUUCAGAUAAAAGAAGGAUCGUCAGACCCUCUGAGCGUAGUCCUGGACCUAAUUAUUCUGGGGGCCUUGCUUCUUUCGCUCGUUCGGUAUACAGAGGCCGACCAUGGUACACCGGCUGUGCCGCCGUCUCUCGAUUCCCCUGCAGUCAGCGCUUCUCCAGGCAUGAAGGACAAACAAGAAAAAUGA
Molecule: messenger RNA, 1107 nt
Organism: Besnoitia besnoiti
Lineage: Eukaryota; Apicomplexa; Conoidasida; Eucoccidiorida; Sarcocystidae
Exons: 1
Coding region: 1-1107 (368 amino acids)
Source: RefSeq, a predicted model, not a curated record